AAUCCUAGUAUUGCGUGUUUAGGAAUCAAGUAAACUGAUACUUCUGUAGACCGCAUGUCAAGACACGAUGGGUGAUCUAUGUUGUGGGCAUACUGUCGUAGCUCAGUUCGUGCUUUGAUUGAAUAGUAAUCAGGGGUCAACAAUCCAAGACUCCACAUACAAGCUCGAGUAAUAAGUAAUCAGCAACAUUUUGAUAGACCUGGGAGGCACUCACAAGUCCUGACGAUUAAUCAUCGUCAGUGAUUGCGGAAGAAAGCAACUUCCGCAUGCCUGCAGACAGGAAUAUAACAAGGCUGGAGUGGGCGCUCCAGCAGUACAGUCAACAUCACUCAAGCCUUCGAUACACAACCCUGUUGAUCCAACACUUCACCAAAAUCUAACAAACCGACAAGAUGCCCCUCUGGCUGAUCUUUCACCCUGACGGCACGUUCGAGGACGAUGCAUCCAAAGAAGCCCUCUCAGCCGACAUCACCAAGAUAUACACAGGUGUUGGCCUUCCCGCUUUCUACGUCGUUGUCAACUUCAUCAAAAUGCCUGGCAGCACCGUGUGGGUGGGCGGCAAGAAGCUAAGCAAAGAGAAGCCAUUCAUUCGAGUCGCAAUCGAGCACAUCGCCGUAACCCUACCGAACGAAGACAAAGUCUACCAGAAAACGGCCAAUGCGGUAGACGCUGCUCUCAAACCGCAUGUUGGCGACAAAGGCUACGACUGGGAGUUCCAUAUCGACGAGACAGAGAGGAGACUGUGGAAGAUCAACGGCAUGUUUCCUCCGGCGUUCAAGAGCGAGGAAGAGAAGAUCUGGGUGACGGAAAAUCGGGCUGUCCCUCUGGAGAAGCUCUGAGACGUAAAUAGACAUUGAAGGUGAAGGAAGGUUGGUCUCUUGAUACAGCUGCCCCAAGUGUGAUGAAGUUGCGUGAGGUGUAGCAUUGUGAUUGGCGUGCAUAUCCGAGAA
Messenger RNA from Macroventuria anomochaeta, 950 nucleotides. RefSeq lists its product as uncharacterized. The transcript has a single exon. The record is from RefSeq and is a predicted model, not a curated record. Lineage: Eukaryota; Fungi; Ascomycota; Dothideomycetes; Pleosporales; Didymellaceae. The coding region runs from base 393 to 839 and encodes 148 amino acids.